Molecule: messenger RNA, 1146 nt
Organism: Babjeviella inositovora NRRL Y-12698
Lineage: Eukaryota; Fungi; Ascomycota; Pichiomycetes; Serinales
Exons: 2
Coding region: 1-1146 (381 amino acids)
Molecular function (GO): histone binding; nucleosome binding
Source: RefSeq, a predicted model, not a curated record
AUGUCUUCAGUGCUUCCAGAUUUCCCUAAGGAACUCGCAGACAGAAUAAAUCUGGUUAUUGCAAAGUGCCCAGAAAGCGAGAGCGUGUUUAUAGAUGUAUGCGGGUUCUUGAAGGGCAAGCCAGAGAGCAGGAAACGCAAGAUCGAGGUGGUGAACCUCGACAGCAGAAUCGACAAGAUUGAUGCCUCAGGGAUCGUGGUGGAGCUCAAGGAUAUCUCCUUCCAGUCACCGCUCCGCAAGAAAAUGUCGUUGGUGUUUGCGGUGCAUCCCGCAAGCCAGGAGCCGUACUUGGCAGUUUGCAAGCCUGGGGAAGCACCGGAGCUCGUUCUCAACGACUUGAGCCGCGAUAACAUCGAGUUUGCCUGUUUGUUGCCGACCUCCCGCGACAAGCCGCACCUCCAGACCUUGCUCUUGUUCUACAAGCACAACCAAGAUGCCAAAUUCAACUCUGAACCCUUGAUCUUGACCGUCAACGAAGAUAUUUUGAAGAAUCAGUUGGCGGAGAAGCUCGCAGUGCUUAGCCUCAACGCGUUUCUUGAAAAACAAGCACAGAUGUUUGGAUUCAACCUUACAUCCCCGUUCCAGGAAAAAGCCAGCAAGGCGUUCUUUGUGGACGCGUACAAUGGCUCCAAAGAGGGCACCCUCUACUUCUUACCCCAACACAUCCUCUUUGGGUAUAAGAAACCAGUCUUGUUGUUCCAAUCUCACCAGAUCGAGGCCAUCACCUACACGUCCAUCACUCGGUUGACCUUCAAUUUGAACGUCGUGAUGACGAAGGGAGAGAAGUUUGAGUUCUCCAUGAUCGACCAAGACGAGUUCAACAAGAUCGACGACUACAUCAGACACCGUAAGGUUGCUGAUCAGAGCAUGAGCACCACAAUGAAAGGCAAGUCCACACUGAAGAACGAAGUCAGUGAAUUGGUCACCUUAGUUGCAGAGGCCCCAGAAGGCGAUGACGACGAUGACGACGAGUCUUUCCACUCGGAGAUGGGCAGCGAUUCCGGCAGCGAGGGCAGUGACAGUGAUAUAGACAGCGACGAAGAGCCGAAGCAGGUGUUCAGCAAGAACGUGGAAGAGGAGGAUCUCAGCGAGGACAUUGGGUCCGAAGACAGCGGGGAAUCGGACAUGGAAGAGGUUGAGAUGUAG